Messenger RNA from Coffea arabica (coffee), 2112 nucleotides. RefSeq lists its product as uncharacterized. Gene Ontology annotation, molecular function: glucosaminyl-phosphatidylinositol O-acyltransferase activity. Gene Ontology annotation, biological process: GPI anchor biosynthetic process; protein localization to plasma membrane. NCBI's taxonomy places the organism in Eukaryota, Viridiplantae, Streptophyta, Magnoliopsida, Gentianales, Rubiaceae. Gene Ontology annotation, cellular component: endoplasmic reticulum; membrane. The record is from RefSeq and is a predicted model, not a curated record.
UCCUACCUUCUCUCCAAACAACAGAUCGUUUCAUUGGGUAAUUUGCAAAUAAUCCUAAUUAAAAAGCUUACGGCAUUUGAUUCGUCGAUUGUCAGAAAAAUGGAUUCCAAUCUCAGAUCCUUCAACCCCAACAAGCAGCUCAAAGAACAAUUUGUGAGCAAUUUGACUGGCUCGUCUAUGCUCGAGCUCUUCGUUGUUAUUACAACAUUCUCCUGUUUGGUACUUCUAAGACGAACCUUUGGCUGUGAUAUCAUGGUUGGUCAUAAUGCCACAGAAGCCUCUAUGAAGAAAAAUGAUGAAGUUGUUGGAUAUAAGAGCCUGAGGGCUUUUGUUGCUGUGAUGGUUGUAGAUUUCUUCUUCAUCCUUGCCCCAUUUACUUUAUUUCUUACUGUUUUGUCUGAAUGGAUAUAUUUGAUUGCAACUUCGCUGAUCUUGUUGCUGCUUAUCUCUUUUUCAGCUAGAAGAUUUAGAUCUUCUUCUUUUCAGGAAAGUGGUGUCUUUUCUUUUAGGGCAAACAUCUCAUCUUACCGGGUUGCUAUGAUGCUUGCCACGUGCUUGUGUAUUUUGGCUGUUGACUUCAAAAUAUUUCCUAGAAAAUAUGCUAAAACAGAGACCUAUGGCACUGGUUUGAUGGAUCUUGGGGUGGGCUCAUUUGUUUUAGUCAAUUCCCUGGUUUCACAACAGGCACGAGGCAAUUCAAUAGUGACACUCAGAAGUACAAUCCGCUCAUGUAGUCCUCUAAUUCUUCUUGGAUUUGCCCGACUGUUUUUUACCUCUGGCGUUGAUUAUCAGGUUCAUGUCGGGGAAUAUGGAGUGCACUGGAAUUUCUUUUUUACGCUUGCUGGUGUGUCAAUCCUGACAUCGGUGAUAAAUGUUCCUUCAAGAUACUGUGGGCUUCUGGGUUUCUUUGUUUUAGUGGGAUAUCAAUUCUUUCUGUCACAUGGGCUAAACGAUUACUUGCUCUCUGAUAAAAGAGGGGCAGACAUUAUUAGUCAAAACAAGGAAGGGAUAUUCAGCAUGAUUGGAUAUUGGGGCAUAUAUCUUGUUGGUGUACAAUUGGGCAGCCUUCUUUUAUUUGGGAAUCAUGGCGAGGUUAUGAGAAGUGCCGAUAAGGGGGGAAGCAUUACAGUUUGGGUGCUUUGUAUUUUCUUCUGGUUGUUGACUUUAUAUCUAGAUUGGCAUGUGGAGAGAGUAUCUCGCAGAAUGUGCAACCUGGCAUAUGUCACUUUGGUAUUGGCUCUAAAUCUACAGGUACUAGCCAUAUUAACACUUUCUGAUUAUAUACCUGGAAAUAGAAUUUCCAUUCUGGAAGAAGCAUUUAACCGAAACCUAUUGGCAUCUUUUCUUCUGGCUAAUGUGCUGACGGGGUUAGUGAACUUGUCCAUUGACACGCUCUUUGUUUCACCAGCCACUGCCCUUGCCAUCCUGCUUCUUUAUCAAUUUACUUUAUGUGCUUUCGUUGGAUGUGCAUACUUCUUUGGCGUCAAGUUGAAAUUUUGGUAGCGGACCUUGCUUCCGCUUUGCCAAUUGAAUCCUAACUGCUUUUUGGGCCACAAUUGAACUUUUAAACUUGUAGUUUGCUUAUUUUAUCUCUACCAUGUAACUUUCAUAUCCACGAGGCAGUCACAAUUAUGUUCUACAAAAAUUUGCUUCUCAAGGAGUUCCCUUUGACUUGAAUGGACUUCAAAUCUUUGGGGGUUUCAGUACCUGGUUGAGACAAUUGUGUCCAACCCAUCAACGAAGUUGCCCACACAAUGAAGUUCACAUGCAUCUCUGCUUGUUGAAUUGCCUAUUGCAUAAGCUCAAGUAUCAUUUGCCUAUAAGGAGUUUGUGUACACGUACAACUCAUAGAGUUUGGGUUGUACGUUCUUUUCUCUCCUAACAUUAUUGUUUGUGCAUGGCUACUAUGCUAGAUUGCAUUUUAUCCGUACCCACAAAGCCAUUAAGCAGUACUACAGUGUACUACUACUAGACAGUAGUAGAGUAAAAAGUAAAAGGACACUAAAGGCUGAGCUGAAGCCUAAAAAGGCAUUGGCCAAUAUGUAUUCCUUCCCUUCCAUUCUUGGGUCAAAAGCAAAUUUUAAAGAGAGUUUUAACUUCAAUGUGAAUAUA